Molecule: messenger RNA, 2113 nt
Organism: Xiphias gladius (swordfish)
Lineage: Eukaryota; Metazoa; Chordata; Actinopteri; Istiophoriformes; Xiphiidae
Product: 5-aminolevulinate synthase, nonspecific, mitochondrial-like
Exons: 11
Coding region: 174-2015 (613 amino acids)
Biological process (GO): heme biosynthetic process; hemoglobin biosynthetic process; erythrocyte development
Cellular component (GO): mitochondrial matrix; mitochondrion
Molecular function (GO): pyridoxal phosphate binding; 5-aminolevulinate synthase activity
Source: RefSeq, a predicted model, not a curated record
ACAUGCUGCCGCUACGUCACCGCAGUGACCGAAAGUGUUGUAAUUUCAGCGGCUGGAGUUUUCAACCGGAAAGCGGACGAGUCUACGAAGGGACCGAGGGACGCGAGACCGAGCACCGUUACAAUUAAAAAAAAAAGAAAAAGAAAAGAUCAUCCAGGUCAAGAGUAUCUCCUAUGGACGCAGUGAUCCGUCGGUGCCCUUUCCUUACCGUUGUUCCCAGUGUUUACCUGCAGCUGGCUGGGAAGUCGUCACUGGUGAGCUAUGCCCAAAAGUGCCCUGUGAUGAUGAACCUGGCCUCCAGACCUCUGGCCAGAGCUCUGUCCUCUUCAACUUCUGUGUCCAAAGGCGCAUCAACAACCGAUGGUAAAAAGCAUGAGGUCAAGUCGCCUCCAGGACGCACCUUGCCACCUGCUGCCCAGGCUGGAGGCUCUAAAUGCCCUUUCCUGGCUGCAGAGAUGAUGCAGAAAAACAACAGGGUAGUAAGAGAGGCAAGCAUGGAGCUACAGGAGGACGUCCGGGAGAUGCAUUCUUUCUGCACAGGGAAAACCGGUGUGGAUUUAUCGGUUUCGGAUCUUAUCGAGGCAGACAAAGCCAACACAGGGACACCGCAAAGCCUUUUGAUACCAGUAUCUUCCACAGUGUCUCACCUGUUAAAGGAACAUCUGCCUGAAGUUGGCACCUUCCAGUACGACAAGUUUUUUGAAAAGAAGAUUGAAAGCAAGAAGACAGAUCAUUCGUACAGGGUUUUUAAGACAGUGAACAGGCGGGCCUCCUCGUUCCCAAUGGCCGAUGACUACUCAGAGUCUUUUCAUGCAAAGAGGGACGUGUCUGUGUGGUGCAGCAACGACUACCUUGGCAUGAGCCGUCACCCCAGAGUCACCCAGGCCACCAUCGAGACUGUACGAAAGCAUGGUACUGGUGCAGGAGGCACACGAAACAUUUCAGGGACGAGCAAAUUCCACGUGGAACUUGAACAGGAGCUAGCUGACCUGCACAGCAAGGAUGCUGCACUGCUGUUCACCUCUUGCUUUGUAGCCAAUGACUCCACACUGUUUACUCUGGCAAAAAUGCUACCAGGCUGUGAAAUCUACUCUGACGCUGGCAACCAUGCCUCAAUGAUUCAGGGUAUAAGAAACAGUGGGGUCAAGAAGUUUAUUUUCCGUCACAAUGACGUCAGCCACUUACAAGAACUGCUUGAGAAGUCUGAUCCAUCAACUCCAAAGAUUGUUGCAUUUGAGACAGUGCAUUCAAUGGACGGGGCUGUAUGUCCACUAGAAGAAAUGUGUAACGUUGCCCACGAGUUUGGUGCUCUUACCUUUGUGGAUGAAGUGCAUGCUGUGGGGUUGUAUGGGCCCAGAGGAGGAGGGAUCGGGGACAGAGACAGAGUCAUGCACAAGAUGGACAUCAUCUCUGGUACCCUUGGCAAGGCAUUCGGCUGCGUGGGCGGUUACAUCGCCAGCACCAGCGCUCUGGUGGACACAGUACGCUCCUACGCUGCAGGCUUCAUCUUCACCACUUCCCUGCCCCCCAUGCUGCUCGCAGGGGCAAAGGAAUCCAUCAAGAUCCUGAAAAGUGAAGAGGGCCAGAUGCUCAGGAGGAAACAUCAGAGGAGCGUCAAGCUGCUCCGACAGAUGCUGAUGGACUCGGGCCUUCCGGUUGUCCACUGCCCAAGCCACAUUAUUCCUGUCCGAGUUGCAGAUGCAGAGAAGAACACUGAGAUCUGUGAUAUCAUGAUGUCUCGUUACAACAUCUACGUCCAGGCAAUCAACUACCCCACUGUGGCUAAAGGAGAGGAGCUCCUGCGCAUCGCCCCCACACCGCACCACACUCCGCAGAUGAUGGAGUACUUUGUUGAACGGCUGGUGAAGACGUGGACAGAGGUGGGUUUAGAGCUGAGGCCGCACUCCUCAGCGGAGUGCAACUUCUGCCAGCAGCCUCUUCACUUCGAGCUGAUGAGCGAGAGGGAGAAGUCCUAUUUCACAGGCCUCAGUCACAUGAUAUCAGCUGUGGCCUGAUAUCAAGUCAUACACUAAAUCUGAGUUCCAUUUAAGCUGUUUAAUUUAUUUAUAUUAAAUAUAUCACUGCAUGUAAAAUGUUCUAUGUCACCAAUAAA